AUGAUGAAAAUAUCUAGAUUGAAAAGACCUAAAAAGCCAAAAAAAGAACCUAUAAAAAAGGAGCCCAUAAGCAAAGAUAAUCAUCAGCAUCUGCAUGAAGAUAUUUCUAUCAUUGACCUUCCAUCGCCGCCAGUCUUUAAAAAUCCUGAAAAAAUUGUAGAAUUCAAUAAUCUCUGUGUUUCCUAUGAUGAUUUGCCUGACAUUAGUCACCCAUUUGAAAUAAUUGAUAAUUCAUUACAUGGACCGCAAGAAUCUAAAUCUGAAGGAAUCAAUAGCAAUUAUGCAACUUUCCUUACUCCCCCCCUAUCCUUGAUCGAACGGCUCGCGCCAUCGUUCGACAAGGAUGGGGGUUUAAAAAAAUUUUUGGGGAAAAAAAAUUAUAUAUAAAAAAAAAAAUAUUUUUAUAUAUUUUUUUAUUUACUUUUAAAUAAGAGGGUUAAGAAUAUUAAUAAUUAUUUUUACAGCAAAAAAUUGAAUUAAUUUCAUAAAAAUACAAUUUUUAAUAUUUUGAUUUAUUAGUAACCCCUUUAAACUGUAUAAAUUUUAAUUUGUUACUUAUUAAAUUAAAUUUGUUUUUUUUAAAAUUUUAAAGAAUCUCUAUUUUAUUAGAUUAUUGAGUUUUAAAGCAUAAUUGAUAACUAAAUCACUUCGAAUGGUUGAUUUCGUAGCUUUUCUGUCGUCUCAAAGUUUCUGAAAACAACUUCAUUAUGUACAUCUUCCCAUACAUAAAAAUGGUGACGACAGACCACCCGACCUCUCGAUCCUAUUUCCUCAACAGCAGCAGGCAACGGCCCAGUGUUGGAGAUUUAGAUGGAAAGGGGCUGGUAAUCCUUUAUGUAUGUUCGGGCUGGGUUUUCUUCGAGCCCGAGGAGCUAAUUCUCGGACUUGGAGUUUUUCCUCCAGGACAACCAUUGGAAAGGGCAAGGUCGGCCAAUGUUUGAGGGCAAUAUGACCCUCAGACCCUGAAGACGGUAUUUGCCCAACGAGAAACUGGGAGUUUCGACCCAGGUGGUUGGCCCUUAGACUCCAGAAGCCAUGGAAGUCAAGACUGGUCGCGCGAAUCCCUUGUUUGAGGCAACAAGGAGGGUGUCCGCCAAGGCUCCUCAGGGGCGAUGAGCGUGUAGGGGUGCGAAUCCCCGGCCCUGCAAGGCAAACGGCAUAAUCUAAUCUAAUCUAAUGUGCAUCUUCCCAAGCUUUUGAUAACUAAUAUAUUUUUUUAUAUAUAAAAAAUUUGCAUGAUAUGAAAAUCGUUCGAUCAAGGAUGGGGGUUAAUUUCCCCAAUUUUUAGGGAUUUUAUACAGUCAAUCGUUCGAUCAAUGAUGGGGGGGGAGUUAGUGAAGUACCUUUUCCUUUAAAUAGUCCAAAAGUUUUAGAAUUUCCUCCAAUUACACCACUCCAAUUAGAUGGCAUUUCAAGACGCACUGACAUUUCUAUGCUUAAAAGCUACAUCCCAAAAGAAUGCGAUUUCCAAUAUUUAAAGAUUAGUUAUCUACAAGCGCGUGGAGUUGGGUCAAUUUAUAACCUAAUUACUGCUAUAAGUGUAGCUUAUUAUGAAUUUCUUAUGAUUCCUGCCUUCGCAGUAGAAAAUAUGCUAUUUUUAUUGAAUUUUAUAUAAAAUAAUCAGUACUUAAAUAUGAAAAUAAGUAUUUUAAUAGAGAAUAACAAAAUUUCAUAUGAAAUCAGCCAAAAUAAAAAUUUAUUUCAAGCCCACAGAAAUGAUUCAUAUUUGUCGAUCAUGAAUUCUGUAAGAUUUUCACUUAUUCCCCCCCUCCGUGAGUGAACAAAACCAUUAGAAAAAUCGCUAUUUUUUGCCCAAAAACCCACCUCCGUGAGUGAACAAAAAUUUUUUAAUAGAAAAACUUUUUAUGGAAAAAAAAACUGAUAUAUUAGUGAUAAUUAGUAAAUGCUAAUUAAGAGCUCAUAAGAGCUUCGACAUUGCGUGCGCAAUGUUAUAGAUAAUAGAUAGAUAGAUAAUUAGUAAAUGAAAUCUAGAGAUAAUUCUGUUUAAUUUUAAACAAAUUGCUUUUUAAAACAUAAAUUUUAUAAAUAAAUUCAUAUUUGCUUUCCAAUUUUUGCGAAUUAGGAUUUUUUUAAAUUUCGAAAAAAAUAAAUUUAUAUAACAAAAAAAUUAAUCCCCUCCGUGAGUCGUGAGUGAACAAAAUUUUUUUUUGUUCACUCACGGAGGGGGGAGUUAAUACUUCAAAUAUUGAUGAGCUACCAAAACUAUCAGAAAAUAAAGACCUAAUUCAAAACUUAAGGUUUAUGUUAUCGAUUAUUGGACAAAAUUAUCUUAUGAGUAAUGAAUCCAAAGGUUUAUUUGAAAAAUCUCUAGAUGAAGAACUAAUUAAUGAAAUAAGAGAAGCAGCCAAAGCCGAAUUGUUUGAAGAAAAUGCUAUUGCGAAUGAUUUAUAUUUUAAACUGUUUUCGAAUGCCUUAUGUGUAAAAAUAAAAGUGUAUAAAGUGACCAAUCAAGGGCUGCAGAAAAGCGUGCAUGAACCAAAUAAAGAAAAAUCAUGGCCAGUUUUGAACUUUUUUAUGAUUACAGAUCCAUCAAUUAGGCUUUUUAUUCUUUAUAGCAGAGGAAUGGUGCAUUUAGAUGGGUAUUCUGUAAGCACUGGGGUCUAUAAUCCUAUUAAAAUAGAAAAUCCGGAGAAAUUUAUGUAUGCAACUAAAAGAAUAACUGAUUGUGAAUGCGCAACUAAAGAUGAAGAAAUAAAAACACUUAAUAUUUCGCUCAAAUUAAGUGCAAAUAUGAUACAAAGUUAUGAUAAAAACAUCACUUCAUUGUUCAACAAGCUGAAAGACUCAAAUAUUAAGCUGAAUCAUAGAGAGGUUGCAAGUGAUCUAAGCAAAAUUCAGCAGCAGAUAGAUUUCAUUACAAACCACUUGAAGCCUGAAGUUGCUAAUAAGCUAAAUUUGUCCAGUUUAGAAUAUGUCAAAUUUGGCCAUGAAACCAUUUCAAAAAUAUUAAAAGACUGCUGUUACUGCAACAAAAGGCAAGGAGUAUGGAAAUCUUCUUGCGGGCAUUAUUAUUGCUCAGACUGCAUUUUUUUACUUAUGAAACCCAAUAAUUUUGAGAACUUUGAAUGUGAAGAAGAAUGCAAACAAAUAAUCAAACUCGAAGACUUAAAAACUUUUCCAGAAUAUCCAAGGCUAAAAGAGGAGCAUUUAAAGCACCACAGAAAAUUCGAAUGUAAGGAAUGUCAUCAAGAAAAAGACACAAAUCAAGGCUACCAAUGCCAAAAAUGCCAAAAGUCUAUAUGCCACUACUGUCUUUCUAAGCUUGUAAUUGCAAAUCGAAUGGAGAGCCAAGGCUGGGCUAUUCAAAUUACUUGUAGCCAGUGCAAUGAAAAAAUGUUUGUCAACACUGAAGGGUGGAUGGACCAAUGCCCAGCUUGCAUGAAAACGAGACAUAUAUUAGAAUUCUACGAAUUUGAAUGCAAACCUAAUCAAAAUCCUCAUGGCUUGCUAUGUAGAAUGUGUUGGACUAUGAUCUUUAAUGAUGUAUGCCCCAUCCCUGGCUGCGGAGCCUCUGCUUCCAAUAGUGCAAGGGCAAUGAUACUAAGCGAAAAUAAAAUUUUAUGCAGAAACUGCGGGGAACUGAAAAUGAUGUAUAUCGGAGAAAAAAUGUGCGAGAGUGAGAUGUGUUUUCCUUGUCAAGAAUGCCAGGAAAAUUAUUUUGAAGAAAAGCCUGAUAUAUGUGUUAUAUGUAGCAGAGUGAUGAUGGAUAAGAUAUCUGAGAGAGGGUAUAAUUGGUGGGCUAGAAUCAGCUAA
This is a messenger RNA of Blepharisma stoltei, 3774 nucleotides long. The record is from the annotation of a GenBank genome assembly. Lineage: Eukaryota; Ciliophora; Heterotrichea; Heterotrichida; Blepharismidae.